This is a messenger RNA of Chelonus insularis, 866 nucleotides long. Its product is annotated as UPF0547 protein C16orf87 homolog. The record is from RefSeq and is a predicted model, not a curated record. The coding region runs from base 351 to 827 and encodes 158 amino acids. NCBI's taxonomy places the organism in Eukaryota, Metazoa, Arthropoda, Insecta, Hymenoptera, Braconidae. The transcript has 3 exons.
AUUUACGUGAUCCGCCAUUUUUGUUAGGAAAAAAGAGAAGAAAAAGAUGGAAUAACAACCCAUUUUCUACAGCCGGUAAAACCAUUGCAUACUUUAUCAAUGCUGGAGAAAAAAAUAAUAAUAAUGAUUAUACCAAAAAUUAGACAGUGUUGCCAAAAUACUUGAAAUAAAGUUUACAAUAGUGUAGAUGAGUGUGAUGAAUGUGAAUGUGUCGAUGUGUGAAAUAGCAAUUAAAAUUAUAUUUAUAUAAGUUAAACAUAGUUAUUAUUAUGAUAAAUCAUAAAGUAUAUUAAUAGUAACUAUGUAAUUAUAAAUAUAUUUAAUUACUUUGUAUAAAAUUAUUUAUUGGGAUGGCGAAAACAAAAACUAUUAGUAAAGGGUGUCCAAAAUGUGAACAACAGGUUCCAGUAGCGUGUAAGGCUUGUCCCUGUGGUUAUUCAUUUUUUAAUGCUCGUCGUAAUUCAAUUAAAAGUCCACCAAGUCCAGACAGCAAUAGUACCAUAAAAACAAGAAGAACGAAUAGGAUAAAACGACGAAUAAAUUAUUAUGAUGCUUUAGAAUAUGAUAAACAAACUCGGAAAACUGCCAAGAUUCGAAGAGCAGCGGAAUUGAGUUCAGAUAACGACUGUUCUCAAUUGAAUAAAAAGAAAAAAAGAAAAGUAGGUAAAACUAAAGGUAAUAAGACAGGAGGAAAUGGUAGUACAGGGGAUGAUGAUGACGAAACGGAAGGUGUAAAUACUUUGUCGCCAGAAAAGCAACUUACGUGUUCUUUAAUUUUACAAGAACUUAAUAGUAAAAUGAAUAAUGUUGCAUGGAAGCCAAUGUGAUGAUUGUGUUGUAUUAAAUGCCUUUUUCUAAUUAAAAAA